AAAAAAAACAUCAAUAAGGCUUGGGCUAUGCAGAAAUCUGAGGACUGAAGCCUCUGACUAUCAUUCAUAUGAGACUCCUAUUUCAUUUCUUCUAGGCCUCUGCUGCAGAGAUGGAGAAAAUCAGGGUACGAAAUUCCUGGGUACCCACCUGUCUGUGGCAACCUAAAAUUCUACAAGACAGUCACGCAAAAUCUUCUCCUAACCUCUGGGACAGCAGCUUGCAAGACCAGAAGGAAGAGCUGCAGAAGCGCCUGUCGUACACGACACAAAAGCUGGAGAUGCUGGAAAACGAGUUUGAUUCCACCAGGCAGUACCUGGAGACGGAGCUGAGGAGAGCCCAAGAGGAACUGGAGAAAGUGACGGAGAAGCUGAGGCGAAUCCAAACCAAUUACUUGUCGUUACAAAGAAUAAACCAAGAACUGGAGGAGAAGCUGCACAGAAUGGGACAACAUUACGAAGAGGAAAAGAGAGCGCUGGGCCACGAGGUGAUUGCACUAAAUAACCAUUUAGUGGAGGCCAAGGUGACGAUUGAUAAACUGUCAGAAGAUAACGAGCUGUACAGGAAAGACUGUAACCUGGCGUCUCAGCUGUUGCAGUGCAGCAAAAGUUACUACAGAGCACACAAAUUAUCAGAGCUCCCUGCUGACUUUCAGGAAAGAGUGCUGGAAAAACCUGAUCCCAAUAGCCUGUCUUCACAUCUCUCAAGUGCUUCUAUGAGGGACCUUAGCUAUGAGCACGAGCACGGUCACGGUCAAGUUCAAGAGCCCGAGGAGAAAGUACGGCAGAGACAGCAGUUCAAGUCUGAAAUCUACUGCAGUGACACUGCUCUCUACUGCCCAGAAGAAAGAAGAAGAGAUCGGAGGCAGAGCUUUGAUGUGCAAGUUAAAGACGAAGUCUACUUAAGAUCUCAGAACUCUACAGACAGCACCGUAGAAGAUGGAUUCCAUUCGAGCUUCUCCCAUGAAGCCUUCAAUGAAUAUGUAGCAUCCUUACCAACAUCCAGCUCAUAUUCGAGCUUCAGUGCUACUUCUGAAGAGAAGGAAAACAACCAGACCAACACGUUAACUGCCUCCCAGCAGGCUAUUUACAUGAGCAACAGAGAUGACCUAUUUGAAAGGAAGUCUACAACGGGUUACGAGCAUAAUGCUAGCCCAAGAUUUGUAAAAUCCAAGUCUGUCCAGCACAUGGAGCAUAGCCCAGAAAACACAGCAUCUCCCAACUUCACCAGAUCCUCUUCCUACGUAGAGGAACCUUUCAAUUUCUCCAGAAUCCGUACACAACAGACGCUAGGUGCUCACAAGUCACACAGUGAGUGUAGAAGCUCCCACCUUUCCGAAGAUGACUUGCCAACCAGGUGGAGGCAGCUAAGCGUGGAGGACAUUGGAGCCUACUCGUUCAGCAACGAUGGCCGAAUAUCACAGUGUAGUUUCACGGAACAGUAUUUUGCCCCAAGCCCAGGUAAACAGUUGGAAAGCAGGAUGAGCCCACUGUAUGCCAGUUAUAAACAGGACAGCUUCUCGGAAGGGGAAGAAGUUUGUCAAAGCAGAAUGGGAGACUCGUGUUUUCUCCGAACAGACUCUGGUUUGAAGAUUGACAUCAGCGCCAGCUGCAAACAAGAAAUGCUGUCUACCUUUAAGUCAAAAGAAGCAAGAGACCAAAAAAGUGAGAGAAUAUCCGUUCAGAAAGGGAAUAAGAACGUAGACACUAACGCGGCAGCCAAGAGGGAAUACGUAGAUGUCAGUCCAAACAGCUCUGCGGAAUCUCUUAGCCAAAGCCCCGUGGAGACUUCAGACGUACACCAGUCUUCCAUUGACCAAGGACAUGCAAUCUUUCAUGGCAAGCCCCAGCAAUUCCAAAGAACUGGAAGCAUUGGGUUAACGAGAAAAGAUAGUCUUACAAAAGCACAAUUAUAUGGGACACUGUUGAAUUAG
Messenger RNA from Bufo gargarizans (Asiatic toad), 1931 nucleotides. RefSeq names its product brain enriched guanylate kinase associated (gene BEGAIN). The record is from RefSeq and is a predicted model, not a curated record. NCBI's taxonomy places the organism in Eukaryota, Metazoa, Chordata, Amphibia, Anura, Bufonidae. Bases 111 to 1931 code for a protein of 606 amino acids. The transcript is spliced from 8 exons. Gene Ontology annotation, cellular component: synapse.